AUUAUUUUUUACUGUGUUUAGUUUAUAAUUGGUGUCCAUGUCGACCCUAUUCCAUCGCCACAUUGGAGGCCAGAACUCAAAUUUACUCUAUGCAGAGGUAACCUUCAUCUCUAUUGCUAACAAUCUCCCCUGCAGACAUUUUCUUUACACAUUGAUCUCUAAAGCAAUACGGCGAGCUCCCACUGUAUAUAUAUCAAGCUCAAGAAGGACUUCUGCAACUCAGAACAAAGAAAGAGAAGUUCCAAAAAUGGCAGACACGCCAACAAUGGCGCUCAAGGCUUCAUCAGACCAGCCUAAGAGCAGCACAGAACAUACAAAAUCGACAAGACUCUGGGUGAAGACCUCUUCCAAGUUUAACCAGUCGUCUCGGUGCAAGAAUUUCAAUCUCCCGAAUCACCCAAACCCCACCAUGGACAAGGAUCUCAGCUCAGCUCUGGAAAUUUUUACACGGAACACGCGCACAAUCGAACAAAAUUUUGAAUCCCUAGCUUUGUGAGAUCGCUCGCCGCGGAUGUUCGCGGCUCGAUUGGUGGUGGUGGUGAUCCGACGAGCAUAAUUAGCCGCUCCUUGAUCUGAUCACGGCUGCAUUUCUGUUAGCUGGAUUUUGUGUGGAUGGAUGAUCUGGAGUUCUGCUGUUGAUUUUAUGCUGUUUGUAGAAAGUUUGGUGGCCAGUAGCUUAAAGAAAAUGGAGACAAAUACCUGCAAUGUUAACCACUUGAAUGCAGAUGCUCUUUUACCGCCUAGAAAGCGACUACUGGCUGGAUUGAAGAGGCAGAGCUCCGAUGUUCAUUCUUUAAUGCCAACUACUACUUCCCAUAGUUCAGAAAGUGAAUACAACGCUCGCCUUAAUAAUCUGAUGAGGCUUCACUUGAGCAGCGACCGUAAUCUUUCAAACGAGGAGAUCGUUGAAGCCUCUAGAUGUGCGGCUAUAAGAGCUGCAGAGGUUGCAGAGGCUGCAAGGGCUAAUGCUGAACAGAAGGCUGCAAAAGCCGCAAAAGCCAUGGCUGCAGCCAAGAGUGCUCUGGAUCUCGUGGCUUCUCUUUCAGAAGAGGCGUCCGGAAAGGAAAAGCAUCAAAAGAAGAACAAGAUGAAGAAACACGUACCUGUACAGGCUUUUUACAAUAGGAAUAAGAGAAAUACUAAUUGUAAGACAGAUGAAGAAUUGGCUCGCAAGCUGCAUCAGGCCAUUAAUAGUUCCCCACGAAUUUUGAAGUCUGAUUCGAAGAAUCAAAAGCAUAAAAAGCUCAAGACUAGUAUGCACAAUGGUGUGCCUCUCAAUCAGGAAGGCCCGAGCAAGAGUAGUAAUGGUGUAGGAGGUCAGGUAGACAUGGAAGGUCCCAUAAAGGAUAUAGACAUGAUUAUGGUAGAUUUGAACACAUCGAAACAUGAUGACAGAGACAGAGACAGAGAUGGAUCACCACCAAAGCUAGAAAACGGAGUUAGCAUUCCCCCAAAGGAUAAUAAGUCUUCUGAGUCACCGGACAGCACUGGUAAGAAACGGGGACGAACUAAGCAGAAGAAAUUGCCCUUGAGCAUUUGUAGUUUCCGGGAUCAGACCAGCAGCCCGAAGGGCGGGGAGAUGAAACCCCGAGGCGAAGAUUGCAUGGACAGCCAUACUGCAACCACGACUUCUGGAGACAGUUUAAUGCCGUCGUGGAAAUGCCAAGCGUUCAGGGCGCCACAAACGUGCAUUACACAGAGUAAAGUUAUGCAGUCUUGACAGAUAGACAGACUAUACAUACAGACAGACAGGCGACAAUCAUGACGACCACGACGAAUAUGACUCCUCCACCGAGGCUGUCUAGGUACGUAAGAAUUUUUACUUAGUAAUAAUCUGGAGGCCUUGUUUUUUGUUCAUUUCUCUUACGGUUUGUGAGCGAGCACAUGAUUUUUACUCUCAUGAUUUUGAACUUAAAUGUAUAUUAUCUAUAUCUAUAUACAUAUAUAUAUAUGUUUGAUGGCUUGCA
Messenger RNA from Andrographis paniculata, 1967 nucleotides. RefSeq lists its product as uncharacterized. The record is from RefSeq and is a predicted model, not a curated record. Bases 617 to 1720 code for a protein of 367 amino acids. The transcript has 6 exons. NCBI's taxonomy places the organism in Eukaryota, Viridiplantae, Streptophyta, Magnoliopsida, Lamiales, Acanthaceae.